Funneliformis geosporum is the source of this 2589-nucleotide messenger RNA. NCBI's taxonomy places the organism in Eukaryota, Fungi, Glomeromycota, Glomeromycetes, Glomerales, Glomeraceae. The record is from the annotation of a GenBank genome assembly.
AUGUCCGAUUCUGAAUUUGCGAUUCCUGAAGAAAUUAAUUCUACUACUUUUGAGCGUUACCAGACACUUCUUUACAGAUCAUUACUCAACAUUAGCGCAAAACGUAAUAAUGAUUUACCCUCUAAAGAAGUUCCAUUCUAUCGAAUGAUUGAUCCAACAGCAGCACAAAGAAUGGACCAACUUUCAGGAAGAAUUUUACCAAGGAUAAAUCAAAUGAUCUCUACCGUUGAUUUAUCUGGUUCUGAAGGUUUUUGUGAGAUUACCGAGGCCGAGGAUGUCGAUUCUUGGAGUAAAGAUUUUGUUUCUUUGGUUGAUUCCCUGAUUGACGGAGUCAAUGUUUCAUUGGAUGAAUUCAGUGGUCGAACCAAAAAAAUAUCGGCUACGAUAAAUAAAUCCAAGCCAGUUGUUGCGGAGAUAUCAAAUCACGAACGUUUGAAUAAAUCUUGCACCAUUAGUCGCCCUCAAUUGAAUUUUAAAGAAAAGGUUGACAAUACUUCCGCACCUUUUAUUCCAAAACUUGUUGAGAAACCAAAUGCCAUAAUCCCAUUAGAUGUUAAUGAAUUGCCGUAUAAACAUCCUUACGAGCAUGAGAUAAAAAAUCUUUCUCAAACUUAUCCACCUUAUAUGUUCGAGGAUAGGGAACCAAUACUAUAUAAACGCAUCGUGAGCUCACCUCACAUCUGGGUAGACACGUUGGAAGAAUUAACGGCAAUGUGCGAAAAGUUGGAGGAUGCUAAUGAGAUUGCAGUAGAUUUAGAGCACCAUCACUAUCGUUCAUAUCAAGGGUUUACUUGUUUGAUACAGAUAAGUACAAGAAAGGAAGACUUUAUCAUUGAUGCUUUAGCUUUAAGAGAUUCUUUACAAAUGUUGAACCAUACCUUUACCAAUCCGAACAUCGUGAAGGUAUUUCAUGGUGCGGAUUCCGAUAUUGUUUGGCUACAAAAAGAUUUUAGCGUUUAUGUUGUCAACUUGUUUGAUACAUUUCGAGCUGCUUCCGUAAUGGAUUUCCCACAAAAAUCGUUGGCAUUUUUAUUGAAUCAUUACUGUGAUUAUGAAGCGGAUAAGAAAUAUCAAUUAGAAGAUUGGAGAAUAAGACCUAUCCCAGAGGAAAUGUUAAAUUAUGCUCGUGCGGAUACACAUUAUUUAUUGUAUAUUUAUGACAGAAUGCGAAACGAGUUAAUAACAAGGUCCGAUCAAACGACUUUGAAUCGUUUAUGGGUUGUACUUAAUCGAUCCGCGGAAACUUCGCUAAAGAGGUAUAAAAAAGUGGUAUAUAAUGAGGAUGGAGAUGAAAUCGGUGGUUACAAGAAGCUUCAGGCAAAAUGGAAUAAAUCAUUCGAUUAUCAACAAAUGGCAGUAUUUAAGGUUCUUCAUGCUUGGCGAGACCGAAUUGCAAGAGAGGAAGAUGAGAGCACCGCUUAUGUGUUACCGAAUGAGAUGCUUAUGGCGUUGUCCGAAAAAAUGCCUGAUGACCCUAAAGAAAUUUCCGCUUGUUUUAAAAUGGGUGUCCCUUCAAUCGUUAGGAUGAAUAUUCUUGAACUGGCGAGGUUAAUUAAAGAUUCGAGAAAUAAUCUACCUGUACCGAUGGAAGUGGAAAGGGAUUAUUCUCUAUUAGAAACUCCAUUUGUUAAAGAUGUUUCUAAAUACAAAUCAAAUUCUUCGAUGUUAUUUAGAGAUUAUCUCGAUGAGCCCGUGGUACAAGAUGAAAAUCUGAAGAAGCUAGCUCUCGACAUAACUUCAUCCCUCUCGUUUUCAUUGCCGGUUCCCAAGUUUAUCGAUUAUUUGAAUAAUUCAACCUCGAAUUCAUCACAAUCGAACGAUCCCCAACCUACUAAUGAAAUAUUGUUUACUCACGCGACACAAAGAACCACCAAGACUGAGCUAGUUAGCAGUAGUUCUAAAGGAAAGGAACGCGAAAUAGUAAACGUUGCUAAUGAUUCAAAGAAACGUCAGUUGCCUGAGUCGCUCGAGGAGGACGUGGAGGAUAUAAAGCCCACAAUUUUGGAACCCAUAACUGUUGGCGUCGAUCCUCGUAAGGAUGACAUCAUUGAGCGAAAUAUAAUGAACCCCGACGAUGAAAGGGCGAGACAUGAAAGUAGUCCUUCUAGUUCUUCUAUUAAUGCAAAUGCAGACGUUGCUCCAAAUAACGGCAACACAAAAAGAGUAAGGAGAAGAAAUAAUAAACGAGCCAAGUUGGUGAAAGAUUUUGGCUAUACUCAAGUAACUGGAACGAAUGGAGUGGAAUUAGGUAGUAGAAGGAAAAUGUCUACGACAGUGGAUCAUACAGAAUUACCGUCAGUUGUGACAUCUGGAAUUUCGAACAGUUCUUCAACAUCGAUUUCAGUCGAGACUUCGUCUAGAAAUACAAUGAGAACGGUUGAAACAACUAGACAAAGCACAACUUCCGUUCAAACUCCAUUUGAUCCCUAUUCCCAAACAGUUAUCGAUGAAAGGUUAAGAAGAUCAGAUCCUCGACUUCCCACAGCUCCAUCUUCAGGAAAUAGAAGUAUGACGAUGGACAAAUCAUCAAACUUUCAAAGAGAUGAUAAUGAUCCGAACGAUCAGGAUAAGAAAUGCACGAUUAUGUAG